GCAAGUGAUAAAUAAGAUAAGUAGCCCCAAUAGAAGCCCAAAAUGAAGCCCAAAUUGAAAAAAAAAUCAGAUUAGCAGCCAAAUCCAAAUAACUGGUUACGCUAACCAGAAAAUCGCCGACACCAAGAGAGAAGAGACGAGAGAGCCUUAUCGUCGUCACCAACGGACGAGAGAGAGAACCAGAAUUGCAUGCACUGGCUUGCCCAGUCCGUAUUUUGCAUGGGAAUAGAAGAGACUCUAUUUCUGAUUGUAGAAUCAAUUGUUUUUAAGAUCGAAUCAAGAGAGAGCGGGAAUCUGCACUAGGAGCUCUUCAAACUGAGGAGAAGGGAGAUCGCAUCCUCCUCCACGCCACAAAGAAGCCACUGGAGCAUUACGACCAUUGGGUCAAUCUAGAAGCUACAGUUACGACCAUUGACAGUUUUCAGCAUUCAAACUCAUAA
Molecule: messenger RNA, 440 nt
Organism: Thlaspi arvense
Lineage: Eukaryota; Viridiplantae; Streptophyta; Magnoliopsida; Brassicales; Brassicaceae
Source: the annotation of a GenBank genome assembly